Messenger RNA from Monomorium pharaonis (pharaoh ant), 2678 nucleotides. RefSeq lists its product as uncharacterized. Bases 394 to 1197 code for a protein of 267 amino acids. Lineage: Eukaryota; Metazoa; Arthropoda; Insecta; Hymenoptera; Formicidae. The transcript is spliced from 6 exons. The record is from RefSeq and is a predicted model, not a curated record.
CUGCCGCUUUGUCUUAUCGUAUUAUUCGUGUGUCGUUACAGUAUAAAAUUAUUCUGUCAUAUCUUACAACCCAUUACUAUGCAUCUCUUUGUGUCAACUUGGGGACAAUAUGGAAAUUAACCCUUUGUCCAUACGACUGUCGUAGAUUGAUUUCUCGCUUAUUGUCUGUCGAGAUGUAGACCUUUACAUUACUCUAUUGUACCGAUAUUUCUACUAAAUCGAUAUCCGUGAAACAACUUCUUUUAAUUUAACCAAUAUCUUCUAUAACUCUUUUGCACGAUUUUAUUCUACCUAACGCAGGGUUAUGAAUUGAUAAUCAUGUUUCAUCCUCUACGUAUAUUAUAAUCUCGGACGAGUAAUGAUACACAUGUGUCGUCUGAAGAUGUACAAAUUAUGAUACACGUGCCAUCGGAAAUCGCGCACAAGUAUGAUCGGGUGAAACGCAAGGGGGUGACUUUCCUAACGAAUCUGUUUAAAUCGAGAAAACUGGCGGUAGGAAUGAAGAUUAACGAAGACGAAGAGAUGGAACGUGCGCCUAGGGUGGAAACUCCUGCAAUUAUUACCAAUGCUUAUCGCCGAAGCGGCUCGGAGAGUGACAGCACGAUGUCACGAAUUCCAUCGACCUUGAGUGUGACAGCGGUGGAUGUCGUUGUCUCCUGUCAGCCGUCACCCUCGCAUUCGAUUCUGACCCUGACACCCGGUAGAACGCGUAACAUCGAUCAGGACAUGGAGGCACUCAGGCUGAGUCGUCAGGAUAAUCCUUUCCUACAGGUGUUAGCGAGUCGAGAGAGCCUCGUGGAAUCGAUCGAGGAGUCCGAGUCCGACGAUGCGAUUUUAAUGUCGCAGGAAUACGGUGAUGCGGAUCCGCUCACCCUCGCGCAGAUACACGAGCACCUGGUACGCAGUCCACCCCCGGCUUCGUGGCCCAAUUCCACGGCCUUCCAGUUUCCCAAUCAGGAUGAGAGUACCACCCCAGGCAAAAACGAUGCGGCACUUUUAGUCAAGAGCCCGUCAAAGACGCCCUCGCAUCGCGGUAACGAUCACGAGCUCUCCAGGAGCGAGACGACGACCGAUAUUAGAGAUCGGCAUUCUCAUCCCUUCUCGUUACUACAUCCGACGCCGAUUCGCUCCUUGUCGGAAGUUCGACGACUUCAUCGAUCAGCCGACGAUAGCGUGCAGCUCAUGUCGAACGAAUAAACUUCGCCAGGACGUGGAAUCCUGAUUGGAAUAAAUUUCUCGCAACUGAAGGAUGUCGGUUCAGUUCUACCGAAUGUCCCUCAAGAACAAUGAUUGCUGAUUGAGUCGAAGAAAAUUUCGUUCGUGUAAACGAAAUUUAUGAUCGAUUUCAAGCAAAGUUUGUCCCAAUUGAAAGAAUUGAAAGAAGAUUAAUAACGCAAGAUAUACGAAGGAUCAUUGAGAUUUUCACGUAUCUGAUAUUUGGUCAGAUUGAAGCUACAAUACGUUUGAGGUUUGAAAAAAAUCAGAGGGAAAUUACAGAGCGAUUAAUGAUAAUCAAUCACAUUAAUGAUGAUUAAUAGAGCGCAACAAGUAUGAUUUUUAAGUGCGAUUAACAUUCCUUUCACUAUAUAAGAAAGUAAAAGAAUGCGCAUGUUGAAAAAAAUAACGAUGUCAUCGUUUUGAAUUUCGACAGUUUAUCAAAUCACAUUUUUUUUGUUAACUAAAAAUCGUCUCUUAAAAUCAUUAUGAAAUACAACUUCGAUCUUUGUCAAUUGAUUUUAAUGAUUUUGAUUAUUAUGUUUGAUGUUAACAAUUUCUUCUCAAAAGUCACUUGUAAUUAUAAUCGCGUGCUUUUUCAAUAGGCCUAUUUUUUUACGAAGCCAUUCAAUAAACGAUCGAAGUACAACAUCGACGUUAUUUUACUUGUAUUUAAAUAUUAAAUAUUAAAUUAAUGUCGUGUUUUUUUUUUAAUUUUUAUUUGCGGACAGUGUAUUAAAUGACUUACAUUAAUUACUCGUAUGAACCAGAUAUUCUUCGGAAUAAGUAUUCACUUUUUAACUUAUUAAAAGAGUAUGCCAAGUUGAGUUUAAGAUGUCCAAAGAUGUUACGGAACAUCUUAUAUAUGUUAGUUUACAGGAGAUCUUAAGAAUUGGACUAUUGAACAAUUAUUGUCAGACUAACAAAGAAUAUUAUCUCUAUUAAAUCAUCAGCUGAGAGAUGAAUAUUUGACGUAUUAUGUUUCCAAGCUUUAAAUUUAUAUAAUUUGGAUACCUUUAAUCUUUGUCUUUCAAUGAGCAAUAUGAUCGUUAAUAAUCGUUAAAGUACAAUGCUUAAAGUAAUUAUUAAAUUAUUACUCAUUAUGAACGAUAUUGGAAUUUGUUGUUGAUACGAUAGUUAUUGUUGAGGCACACGUCUGUAAUUAUUCGUGCAAUUUAGAUGUCUAUUUUAUGUAGCUGUUUUAGAAACAUCACAUUUACUUGUAAUCUUUUCGACCACUUAAAAAUAUUAAUUAAUCGAUCUUGAUUAUUGUUAAGCUAACUAAAACAUUUUUGUCGACAAGUUAUAUAUCUAUACACUGUAUAGAAAAUUCGGUUUUAACUAAUUGUGAGGAAACUGUGAACAUAAAAUACAUCAAUUUUCCCAUUAAAACUCACUUUUAGAGACAAUUUCGAAAAGACAAUUUAACUUAAGGCACAUAAAAAUAAUAAAUCCAAAAAUAA